GAGAGAUUAAUAUUAAAUUGAUACUUAAAACCCUAGAAGUAGAGGGCUCAUUCAGGGUAAUCAUGCAAAAUGAGAAAAUAGAGCCAAGGACAGAACUCCAAGGAAUGCCAACAUUUAACCAGCAUGCUGAUACUCAGAAGGAUAUUAACAAGGAAUUGUUAUCAAGAACUAAAUACAUAUGACUCAUGGAAAGGAACAAAUUUGAAGACAGAAGGAACUGCUGCAUCAUAAGAUAAGAAUUAAAACAUGCCCUUCGGAAUGAGUCAUUAGAAGAUAUUUAGUAAUCUCAGGAGUAGGUAGGGUGAAAACAGUGAUGGGAUCAGAAACAAGACUGCUUGGGGACAAGACCCAAAUGGAAAGUGGGCAAAAUGGAGAUAAUGAAUAUUGACAUGGUUUUAGGAAGAGAAGAGAAUAAAUAUGAUUAUCUUCCAACUACUGUGAAUGUGUGCUCAGAACUGGUAAAGCUGGUUUUCUGUGUGCUUGUUUCAUUCUGGGUUAUAAAGAAAGAACAUCAUCAAAAUAGAAACUUGAAAUGUGCUUCAUGGAGGGAAUUCUUUAAUUUCAUGAAGUGGUCCAUUCCAGCCUUUCUUUAUUUCCUGGAUAAUUUGAUUGUCUUCUAUGUCCUUUCCUAUCUUCAACCUGCCAUGGCUGUUAUCUUCUCAAAUUUUAGCAUUAUAACAACAGCUCUUCUAUUCAGGAUAGUACUGAAGAGGCAGCUAAACUGGAUACAGUGGGCUUCCCUCCUGAUUCUAUUUUUGUCUAUUGUGGCCCUCACUGCUGGGACUAAAACUUCACAGCAUAACCUAGCAGGACAUGGAUUUCACCAUGACGCCUUCUUCAGCCCAUCCAAUUCCUGCCUUGUUUUCAGGAGUGAGUGUCCCAGAAAAGACAAUUGCACGGCAAAGGAGUGGACUUUUUCCGACUCCAAGUGGAACACCACCUUCAGGGUUUUCAGCCACUUCCGUCUCGGCUUGGGCCAUGUUCUUAUUAUAGCCCAGUGCUUUACUUCUUCAAUGGCCAAUAUCUAUAACGAGAAGAUAUUGAAGGAGGGGAACCAGCUCACUGAAAAUAUCUUCAUACAGAACAGCAAACUCUACUUCUUUGGCAUUCUUUUUAAUGGGCUGACCCUGGGCCUUCAGAGCAGUAACCGUGAUCAGAUUAAGAACUGUGGGUUUUUUUAUGGCCACAAUGCAUUUUCAGUAGCACUUAUUUUUGUAACUGCAUUCCAGGGCCUCUCAGUGGCUUUUAUUCUGAAGUUUUUGGAUAACAUGUUCCAUGUCUUAAUGUCCCAGGUCACCACUGUCAUCAUCACAACAGUGUCUGUCCUGGUCUUUGACUUUAGGCCCUCGCUGGAGUUUUUUUUAGAAGCCCCAUCAGUUCUUCUUGCCAUAUUUAUUUAUAAUGCCAGCAAGUCCCAAGAUCUGAAAUAUGGACACAGGCAAGAGAGGAUCCGAGAUCUCAGUGGCCAUCUUUGGGAGCGCUCCAGUGGGGAUGGAGAGGAACUGGAAAGACUUACCAAACCCAAGAAUACCAUUGAGUCAGAUGAAGAUACUUUCUAAUCAGUGCCCAAAUAGUUGGCAGGUCUCACAACCAUGUUUCCACAUUUUCAGCAUGUAUAAUAUUCAUCUUUUCAUUUUGAUAAACCAAGAACAUUCCAAAGCAAAAUAACUCUUUACAAAUAUCUACUCCCUAAACAGUUUUCCCCAAGGCGUAGAGUACUCAGAGGCUGAAAAGAAGAUCUAAGGAAUUGACAUAAGAGUAAUAGUAUGGAGACUGCAUUAAUGACCCAGUACUUGAUAAAUCAACAAGAUAUGUUCACAGAUUAUUUUCUGUGUCGCCCAAGGUUCCAAAAACCUUGAAUAAUCAUGGUAGCUGUACCCCAUAAAUAUACAAAUACAGAUCAUUUUGCCAGAUAGUCAUAAUUAUGUAGUUCAACUCUGUUUGCCAGAGUCCUCACUUUUUUAUCAUAAACAUCACCCAGGUUGCCCCUGAAUUUUGAGGCCUGGAGAUACACAUUUUGCAAUUAAAAAGCAACAUGACUUUCUAAAAAAAUUGGUUGUAAGACUGUUCCAUCUGGCAACAACAUUGAUUUGAGGUUAACAUAGUCUAUGCUAAAUGUUCUACCAAAGAAGCUAUUUUUCAGAAACAAAAUCUCAGAAUUUUAAUUUUUAAGGAAUUUUGUUUUUAGUGAUUAUCAUUUGAUGUUCUACACAAAUAAGCUUCAAUUGGGGUGAAAAUUGGUUCCCAGUCACCAGUUAUCACUUGUAUUUUAAAUCACUUUAGCCAUGGUGGGUCUUUUUCUUCUUAGAUCGACCCUAUAAUUCUAGGGUAACUUACUAUUUUUUUCAUGUAACCAAUUGACUCUGAGGUAGAGAAGCCAAGUGAUAGAUAAUUUAAAAAUGAGAAAACAAGUGACUUGCUAACCCACAGUCUUGCAGCUGGAUGGUGAUAGGACAAGAGUGAGUUUUAGCUAAUAGGCCAGUAUGUUUACAGAACAGUACAUUUCCAUGCUAUUGAUGCAUCUCUUCUUUCCCCUAAUACAGAUGAACAUAACAUAAUACUAUUAUGUAGUCUAUCUGUGAUGUUCAGAAUAAUAUGGCAAGAGUUGGUGGAAAUUUAUAAAUAAAAUAGUUGUUAAGCCUAUGUCUUG
Molossus molossus (Pallas's mastiff bat) is the source of this 2650-nucleotide messenger RNA. RefSeq names its product solute carrier family 35 member A5 (gene SLC35A5). Gene Ontology annotation, biological process: pyrimidine nucleotide-sugar transmembrane transport. The transcript has 6 exons. Gene Ontology annotation, molecular function: pyrimidine nucleotide-sugar transmembrane transporter activity. Gene Ontology annotation, cellular component: Golgi membrane. NCBI's taxonomy places the organism in Eukaryota, Metazoa, Chordata, Mammalia, Chiroptera, Molossidae. The record is from RefSeq and is a predicted model, not a curated record. The coding region runs from base 369 to 1559 and encodes 396 amino acids.